AUGGCCGCCUCCACCCGGCCCUUUGCAACCGCAACUAAGCUCUCGAAGCAGCUCUCUCUGAAACCACCGCAACCUCGAGGCUCAGACGAUGAGACGAGCCCGCUGCUCGCACCACCUCGCAGGCAAUCAACCUCGGAGUUUCCCGGAGAUGCCGAUACGGAGGAGCAGGCCGACUCGGAUGGCCUCUACCCUCCACACUCAUGCUGGACAGAGGCCGAGGGGUGGAUGGAGGGUGCGAAAGAGCGCGCCGACCCUUUCAAGACGAGACAUUGUCGCGUCUAUGAGAACAUCCACCGCAUCCGACGCGACAUCAUUGACAGCAUCGACGACCCUUAUUCUCUCGAUCAGCUCAAGGCUCCACGUAUGAACAUAACUGUGGUCCGGCCGCUAGUUGACGAAUACUAUGACUCACAGGAUCUCUCCAUGAUCUAUUGCCUGCUGGUGAACCGAUCUCAGUUUAUACGGGAGCAUUCCUUCGCCGCCUACCACCAGACCGUCAACCUUACGAGGGCGCUUCUAUGCGAGAUUGUUGCCGAGAGGGUGCUCCGCCGCUUCAACGAUCAUUCUCCUGGUCCGCGAGGUCUGCUCAAGCUAGCUACCAUCCUAGUCGCCGGUUUUGACCCAUUCCAGAAUGCCCCAGAGGAACUCCUCAACGACGUCGACAGCGACCACAACAUCCAGUUCUUCAUGCGCGAUCGCGACUGGAAGAACUCAGGUGAAGGCAAACUCACUGCCCUGGAAGUGGCCAUCGUCUCGGAAUCCAAGAACUUCCUGGCCAGUGGUGCUUGCCAAAAGGUCGUGGAUGCGAUCUACAAAGGAUCCGUGGUUUAUUCGCCAACCAGCUUCAUCGACAUCCUUCCUGACCGAUGGAAAAGUCGUCCUGUGAGCUUGUAUGACCCGCGCAAAGCUCCAGUCCUCAAUCAGUACCGCUUGAUGGUUCCAAGGACACGGAAGGCGAUCGAGCUGGUCCAAUUUGUCAUCCUGCUUGCUUUGUUCUUGAGGGUGAUGCUGAAACGCCAGUCUCGAGAAGACAAUGACCAGACCUUUGGAGUAGACGAAAUUGUCUUUAUGGUGUACGGUGCUGGCUGGGUUCUCGACCAAAUCGCCUCCAUCUUCGAGCAUGGAUGGGAAGUAUACACCCAAAACCUGUGGUCAUUCCUCGACGUGCUCUUCUCUAUGAUCUUUGUGGCAUACCUUGGUAUACGACUCAAUGGUUUCCGCCUGGCCGACGAAGCCGCUGCAGGAGCGCAUGCUGCCACAGCCUUCGAUGUUCUUGGCUGUGGCGCACCUGUACUGAUCCCGCGGCUGGCAUUCAACGUCAUGUCCGAGAACAUGCUCUUUGUUGGAUUACGAGGCAUGAUGCGUGACUUUCUCACACUAAGCGCCCUCGCCAUCUGGUCAUUUGCUGGCUUUUUGUUGAGCAUCAAAUGGCUUCAUAACGAUCUGCACAAAAGCUGGGAUAUUGCCAAAUGGAUGGUGUGGAUCUGGUUCGGCCUUGAUGCCACCGGAAUCGAAGAGUCUGAAGACUUUCACUGGUUCCUGGGGCCCUUUCUCAUGAUCACCUUCACUUUUCUAGGCAACACCCUCUUUCUCACCAUCCUCAUCUCGAUGCUCUCCAAUACCUUCAGCCUGAUCGUCAAGAAUGCCGUUCAGGAAGUUCAGUAUCGCCGAGCCGUGGUCUGCUAUAUGGGUGUCAAAGCGGAUGCGAUAUUCAGCUACUGGCCCCCAUUCAAUAUUCUUGCUUUGGUCAUCUUGCUACCGAUGAAGCUACUUGUCACAUCACGCCAGUUUCACACUAUCAACGUCUUCUUCAUCCGCAUUUUGAAUGCUCCAUUACUACUUCUGGUCGCCUGGUACGAGCGCCGGACAAUGUGGACUACUUCCGAUAAACGGACUAGGCGUCCAACACGCAUUGAUUGGGGAAACCCGAAUGGGCCCCGAGCUCUGAGCAGCAGAAGCUGGCUUGAGAGCCUUAACACAGUCUGGGACUUCUGCCGCUUCAACGCUCAUGGUGACAUACAAGCAGUUUUCGACAUCACACCGCCGCAUAAAAGCCCUGAACAAGGCCGCAAUGGCGAUGCCAACUCCGGCAACCCCAGUGAGAGCGCUGCGCAGAAAAUCGCUAAUCAGUUCAAACGGCCUUCGUUGUCUGGGCGCAGAGUGUCUUCGAUAGGGCCCAAGUCUCGCAGCUCGGUCAGUAAGAACACCAAACCGGCUCAACCAAGCCGUCGCUCGUCUGAUAAGCUCAGGCAAGAAUUUCCCGACAGCGGCUCUGAUGGGUCUGAUGAGGAUGGGGCACCCCGCGGUCACAAGCGCCCCAAACGGAGCGGAAGAGUAGAUUCCAUCAUUGAUUAUAGCGACAGCAAUGGUGCAAUGCAAGAGGCGAAUGUGAGACUCAAUCAAAUGGAGGAAACGCUGCAGAGGCUAGAGAUGAUGAUGCACCAGAUGAUGGGUGGAGCCGAGGAUGGUGCUGUUGAUGAGGAUGCCGCGGGCGAGAGUGAGAGAACUGACAGCCAUGAUAGCCAGGAAGCUGAGAACGAGCUGAGGAAAGGGUACUCGCAGUAA
Molecule: messenger RNA, 2565 nt
Organism: Cyphellophora europaea CBS 101466
Lineage: Eukaryota; Fungi; Ascomycota; Eurotiomycetes; Chaetothyriales; Cyphellophoraceae
Exons: 3
Coding region: 1-2565 (854 amino acids)
Source: RefSeq, a predicted model, not a curated record